CCACGUGCAGUCUCCAUGGCGGUCACUCAGGUCCCGGGGGAGAAGGUUAGCAUCCACACGGGAGAGACAGCCAAAGCAGGAGACAGGGACCUGCUUGUUAACGACUGCCCGGGGCAGGACGGGCCCCUCCAGCGCUCUUGGAGGCAGAAAUGCGCCUCCUACGUGUUGGCCCUGCGGCCCUGGAGCUUCAGUGCCUCACUCACCCCGGUAGCCCUGGGCAGUGCCCUGGCCUACAGAUCCCAGGGCAGCCUGGAUCCCAGGCUACUAGUGGGUUGUGCCGUGGCUGUCCUGGCUGUGCACGGAGCUGGUAAUUUGGUCAACACUUACUAUGACUUUUCCAAGGGCAUUGACCACAAAAAAAGUGAUGAUAGGACUCUAGUGGACCGAAUCUUGGAGCCCCAGGAUGUUGUACGGUUUGGAGUCUUCCUCUACACUUUGGGCUGCGUCUGUGCAGCUUGCCUCUACUUCCUGUCCCCUCUGAAACUAGAGCAUUUAGCGCUCAUCUACUUUGGAGGCCUGUCCAGCUCCUUUCUCUACACCGGAGGAAUUGGCUUCAAGUACGUGGCUCUGGGAGACCUCGUCAUCCUCAUCACUUUUGGCCCACUGGCUGUGAUGUUUGCCUACGCUGUCCAGGUGGGGUCCUUGGCAGUCUUCCCCCUGGUCUACGCUAUACCUCUUGCCCUCAGCACUGAGGCCAUUCUCCAUUCCAACAACACCAGGGACGUGGAGUCCGACCGGGAGGCUGGCAUCGUCACGCUGGCCAUCCUCAUUGGCCCUACCCUCUCCUACGUGCUCUACACCAUGCUACUCUUCCUGCCCUACCUCAUCUUCAGCAUGUUGGCCACACGCUGCAGCAUCAGCCUGGCCCUGCCCCUGCUCACCAUUCCCAUGGCCUUCUCCCUUGAGAGACAGUUCCGAAGCCAGGCCUUCAACAAACUGCCCCAGAGGACUGCCAAACUCAACCUCCUGCUGGGGCUUUUCUACGUUUUUGGCAUCAUCUUGGCACCAGCAGGCAGUCUGCCCAAACUUUAAGGGAACCAGUUGCUUCUCCUGCAACCUGUCCCCCUUUCUUGGCAUAUGUUGAGGUCAGAAUGCUCCAGAGGGAAUGGAAUUGGGCAGUGAGGUU
Messenger RNA from Orycteropus afer afer, 1126 nucleotides. It is a transcript of the gene UBIAD1, whose product is annotated as UbiA prenyltransferase domain containing 1. The record is from RefSeq and is a predicted model, not a curated record. Gene Ontology annotation, cellular component: endoplasmic reticulum; Golgi membrane. Gene Ontology annotation, biological process: menaquinone biosynthetic process; vitamin K biosynthetic process. Gene Ontology annotation, molecular function: prenyltransferase activity. NCBI's taxonomy places the organism in Eukaryota, Metazoa, Chordata, Mammalia, Tubulidentata, Orycteropodidae.